Molecule: messenger RNA, 865 nt
Organism: Sceloporus undulatus (fence lizard)
Lineage: Eukaryota; Metazoa; Chordata; Lepidosauria; Squamata; Phrynosomatidae
Product: integrin beta-like protein 1
Exons: 6
Coding region: 8-865 (285 amino acids)
Biological process (GO): cell adhesion mediated by integrin; cell-matrix adhesion; integrin-mediated signaling pathway
Cellular component (GO): focal adhesion; integrin complex; cell surface
Molecular function (GO): integrin binding; amyloid-beta binding
Source: RefSeq, a predicted model, not a curated record
UCUCAUCAUGUCCACACAGGGGCUGCUCAGCAUAGUGCUGCUUCUGGUCCCAUCUUCACUGUUCAUCCUGCUGCCAGAAGUUCCCCAAAGUUUCUCCUUGUCCCUGAGGAGUGGUUUGGGAACAGCCUUGUCUUGCAAAUUGUCCUCCUCUGAGUCAGAACGCAGAUGUCGAUUCCCAGGUGGAAAUCUUUGCAGUGGCAGAGGCCAGUGUGACUGUGGGGUCUGCAUCUGCCAAGUGACUGAGCCAGGAAAAUACUAUGGUCCACUUUGCGAAUGUCAUGAGUGGGUGUGUGAAACCUAUGAUGGAGAGACAUGUGCAGGCCAUGGGAGGUGUGACUGUGGAAAGUGCAGAUGUGAGGAAGGUUGGUAUGGCGAUGCGUGCCAGUUCCCAAAAGCCUGCAACCUUACCCGAAGGAAAAGUAAUGAAAUGUGCAAGAAUUCUCAAGACAUCGUCUGUUCAAAUUCAGGAACUUGUCAUUGUGGUAGAUGUAAAUGUGAUAAUUUAGAAGGGAAUGGAUUGAUCCAUGGUAAAUAUUGUGAGUGUGAUGACAGAGAAUGCAUAGAUGAAGAAACAGGAGAUAUGUGUACAGGCCAUGGCAAGUGUUACUGUGGAAACUGUUACUGUGAGGCUGGUUGGCAUGGCGAUAAAUGUGAACUCCAGUGUGAUAUCACCCCGUGGGAGAUCAAGAAGAGGUGCACCUCUCCAGAUGGCAAAAUCUGCAGCAACAGAGAGGAAAAGGCACCUGUAGAUGUGGAGAAUCAAAUGUGUCAUGAUGUUGACCCAACGGGGAGAUUGGGGGCGAUAUUCAUGGGAGAAACACCGGUGAGUGUGAUGAACCGAAACGCUGAAAGAAAGCCCCUCUAA